AAAAGCCCUCUAUCUGGUAAGUCUAUAGAGUUUUCUGCUUAAAACUCAUACGACUAUGGCAACAAUGAAGCUGUUUCUCAACAUCCUUGUCCUUCUCGUUCUUGCCUCAAUGACUUCGGCACAGUUUGGAGGGCCAUACGGUAUGGCUUUCGGAAUGGGAUACGACAUGGGUUAUGGAACAGGGCUUGGACGGGGAUAUGGUAUGGGAAGAUUUCAUCGCCAUCACUUCCGUCCUUAUGGCAUGUUCGGAAUGUAUUACAAGUAAGAUGGAAUACCGCCACGGUACAACUGUAGUGCUCUUACUUGUUGAGUACUGUCUGUCAGUUUAUCAAUGCAAUUGAUUUGGAUUGUUCUUGAGUUAUAAGGUGUUAAAAGAAUAAGAAUCUAGAUUGAAACG
Molecule: messenger RNA, 397 nt
Organism: Cylicocyclus nassatus
Lineage: Eukaryota; Metazoa; Nematoda; Chromadorea; Rhabditida; Strongylidae
Source: the annotation of a GenBank genome assembly